This is a messenger RNA of Amphimedon queenslandica, 1629 nucleotides long. RefSeq names its product protein arginine N-methyltransferase 1-like. Gene Ontology annotation, molecular function: histone methyltransferase activity; protein-arginine N-methyltransferase activity. Bases 38 to 1558 code for a protein of 506 amino acids. Gene Ontology annotation, biological process: peptidyl-arginine methylation, to asymmetrical-dimethyl arginine; chromatin remodeling. NCBI's taxonomy places the organism in Eukaryota, Metazoa, Porifera, Demospongiae, Haplosclerida, Niphatidae. The transcript is spliced from 12 exons. Gene Ontology annotation, cellular component: nucleus. The record is from RefSeq and is a predicted model, not a curated record.
AAUUUAAUUAUAAUUAAAAGAAGAAGUGCUUUCACACAUGUCCGACUCUGAAGGAGAAGAAGAGAGCUGGGAAGAGGUCGAAGAGAAGGAGGAAGCCUUUCGCCCUCUUUGCCCUUUCUGUUCUGAGCCUCUACCAGUUGCUAAUGAACCCAUUCUCUCUCACUGCCUCAAACAACAUGACAUAAACUUGACUGAAUUAAAAACCCACUACAAGCUUGAUUUCUAUGGCUGGAUAAAGCUUGUUAAUUAUAUAAGGAAAAAGAGUCUAGCAGUGGCUGAUGUUAAAGGAUUGAGAGUUGAAGAUUUUGAGAGUGAAGAGUAUCUUGUACCAGUAGUACCUGAUGAUCCAUUACUGCAAAUAGACUGGGAGGAGGAGGAGGAGGAAGAGGAAAAGAUUAAAGAAUGGGGAGAUACAAGUCUUAAAGAAAGACUGGAGCUUACUGAGAAGCAGCUCCUACUUACCAGAACUGCAUUAGACAAUGCUCUUAAAGACCUCAACCAAAUGAAAGAAACAAUGAGAGAAUUAACAACCAGUAGCACUGAUCCUGAUGUUACCAUGGAGACUGCUGUUGAGGAGAAGGACAGUUACUUUAGCAACUAUGGACAUCAUGGCAUUCAUGAAGAGAUGCUCAAAGAUGAAGUUAGAAUGGAUUCUUAUGAAUUAUUCAUUACUAAAAACACUGAAAUAUUUAAAGAUAAAGUUGUUCUUGAUAUUGGUUGUGGUACUGGUAUUCUCUCCCUCUUUGCAGUUAAAGCUGGCGCUAGUCAUGUAUUUGCAAUAGACCAAUCACCAAUCAUACACAAAGCAGUAGAGAUAGCAAGAGAGAAUGGGGUUGACGAUAAGAUCACAUUUAUAAGAGGAGAAGUGGAGAGUGUUAGGCUACCAGUUGAUAGUGUUGAUGUGUUGAUAUCAGAAUGGAUGGGGUACUUCCUUUUAUUUGAGUCUAUGCUUGAUACUGUCCUGUAUGCUAGGGACAAGUGGUUGAUUGAUAAGAAAAAUGUUUAUCCUAACAGGUGUAAUAUGAGUCUUGUUGCCAUGGGAGAUGGAUAUGAAUAUAACUCAAAGAUCAAAUUCUGGGAGAAUGUUAGAGGUUUUAAAAUGUCUUGUAUGAAAGAUGAAGUAUUACUUGAGCCAACAGUCAAACUAGUUGAUGAGUAUUGUCUCAUUUCAACAUCCGAUGUCAUUAAGAAAUUUGAUAUAACGACAGUCAAAGCAAGUGAUCUUGAUUUCAAAUCAAAUUUCACGCUUACCAUAAAGCAAAAUGACACCUGCUAUGGUCUUGUUGGAUACUUUGACAUUGGGUUUGAGGUUCCCUCUUAUCCUGUGUACUUCAGUACUAGUCCUCAAGAUACACCCACUCACUGGCACCAGACGAUAUUCUUCCUCAAUGAACCCAUACAAGUUCAAACAGGUGAUUUAUUACGUGGUAGUAUCAGUUGCUAUAAGAACAAGGAUUGUUCAAGAUCACUUGAUAUCAAGAUACAGAUGACUUUAUUCCCACUCUCAAAGGAAUCCCAAGAAUUAAUAAUACCAGAACACAUUUACACACUUUCAUGAAUCAUGAUACUUUACUGAGUGUACUUUGUUUUGUCAUUAAAUCAAAUCCCAUCUGUGGUUAUCUAAUAGAA